AGCCUCAGGCGCAAAUAAUGGCCAAAGGGGAUAUUUAUGUUAAAACGGGCAGCGUUCUCACAUUGAACUGCCGUAUGUCUCAAGGGCCACAUGACUUGGGAACGGUGGCUUGGUUUCGUGACAACCAACCGGUCGUGACGUCCGCGAGAAGUGAGAAUGACGUUGACCAACAGCCACGAAUCACUGUCGAGACUGAAUGGAGCGAAGCUCUUGAAUCGAGAUUAAAGAUUUUCUCGGCGAGAGUGACCGACUCGGGGAAUUACAGCUGUGUGCCAACUACUGCCAAAAGAGCCAGCGUCAUCGUUCACGUUAUCAAUGCUAUGAGACCUCGUGUCCGAAUACGAGGGCCUCUCAAGUCGUUUUCUGAAAUUAUUGAUCCCUAUGCUCGCCAUCGAUACUACAGGAAAUUACCCGCGCGAGCAAGGGCUACGACUGGCGAACAUCCUGCAGCGAUGCAACAUGGCAAUACUGCAGUGGGCAUGCCAACAUCCGGCGCGUACCUAUUGCUCGCACUUAUCAUCGGCCAGUUCAGA
Cotesia congregata is the source of this 533-nucleotide messenger RNA. NCBI's taxonomy places the organism in Eukaryota, Metazoa, Arthropoda, Insecta, Hymenoptera, Braconidae. The record is from the annotation of a GenBank genome assembly.